Molecule: messenger RNA, 7174 nt
Organism: Mya arenaria
Lineage: Eukaryota; Metazoa; Mollusca; Bivalvia; Myida; Myidae
Exons: 9
Coding region: 1146-3773 (875 amino acids)
Biological process (GO): regulation of store-operated calcium entry; G protein-coupled glutamate receptor signaling pathway
Cellular component (GO): cytoplasm; plasma membrane
Molecular function (GO): G protein-coupled glutamate receptor binding
Source: RefSeq, a predicted model, not a curated record
AUAUUACUUUUGUGCGCGUGGAGUGUGGAAUAUAUUUUAUACAAUAAAUGUAUAACUGGUGUGCUGGCAUAUUGCGAACAGGCCUAUUUAUUAUAUUUUGGCAGGAUGUACCAUAGAGAUGAUGAAAUUAGGAAACAUAUAGUGGUGCUGUGAUCAUGCUGGAGUUAAUGAUUUACUCUCUGGAGUGGUUAUUAUUAUAACCAGAAGGCCGGUAUACUGGUUGGAUUGAGAUGUUUGGAAAAUAUAUAGCCAGUACAAGACUAGUUAUGAUAAUUGUGGACAUGUGAGACCAUUGUGUUUGUGGAACUGUUCAGAAAUUUUGUUUGUGUUUACCAGGAAGCGAUGCACCAUGUGCAGGACAGAAAACAUGAAAAUAUCUAUGGCUAUUAAAAUGUUUGCAGCUUGUAAUGUUUAGAAUAGAUCUGCCAGAAGUUGAAUAAAAAAAAUAUUUUCCUUGGAAUUUCUAAGAAAAACAAAAACGGGUAUUGAAAGGCAUUGAAAAGUGAAAGAUGAGUUACGAUAUACCAUGACUUCACUGAAAGAUGAGUUGAUCUAUAUAUACCUGGUAUCUGAUCAAUCGUUAUGCUUUGAUUAAAAUCAAAAGUUAUUCUUAACAGGGCAGGAUUAUUUCCAUAGAAACAGAAAACUAAGAAAAAGAGAGUGUGUAGUGAAAAACAGGAAAUGCGAGUGCACACCUGCUGAGUUAAAUGAGAGUAAAGACCCUGCUAUUGUGAUUGUUUUAUUUGGUAUCUAUGAGAUAAAAAAAGAAUAUAGUUGGUCUAUUAUUCCCAUACCAAACAGAUAAUGAGAUAGUUAUCAGAAACACAAGAAAAAGCCUGUUUAUAAGUCCUUGAUUUAUACCAGUGGAUGGAGCCAUGAAAGACCUUGAUGGAAUUUUUAUUUCUCUACAAGAAUAAGGAAGAUUUCCUGGUUGCUUGCAGCAUAAAGCUUCUUUUGAUUCUAUCUCUGUUCUUUAGUUGGUUUGGUGCGAUUUCAGCAGUUCAAUAUGGAAUAGCCAGAGGAGGAACUGGGUUUUUUAUGUGAUUUUCGAAUUUUCCGAAGAAUUCUGAUCAAAAUCUGGAUGUUGUGCAUGGGUUUGGAAUGUAGUUCAGAAAUGUAGGUAGAUCGGAAACUAGCAAUCAGCUAUGUCAUCUUGGUUAGCUGCGCUGGGGCCGUGUGCCAGCCCAAAGAGCAAAGCAAAAGAGCACAAACAUGUUGAAUCUGUGGGUAAACCGCUCAGUCUUUCGUCUAUAAAGAGGAGGGGUUCCCUUACUGAUGUUCGCCCUACACGAAAGGUCACUGGGUCAAGAAGUUUUCGUGAAAAGAUUCAUGACACUUUUGAGGGAAGUCUUCGUAAGGUCAAAAAGGCAGGAAGUCUUGAAGCUGUGCAUCGCAAUGGCAGGGGUGAAACAUAUGAUAAUCCUGACACUAAUAUGAACGUUUCGACUUCGUUUAAACCAAAACAGUACAAGGGAAAUCAUUCAGGGACAUUACCAACAGGUGCAGAAAUCGAAAGUGCUGGUUUACAAAAGGACAAGUUUUGGACCAACUUUUAUAAUACUCUUCCUAGGAAUAGACACAAGGAGAGACCAAAGGACCUUUCUUUACAAGACUUACCAGUGACUGAGAAAGAUUCGGAAACAGACCUUACCCAAAACAGAGAAAUAGAAAUGAAGCCUAACUCUGAUGGUCAAUGGCAGGGGUAUGCUACUAGUCCUAGGACAAGAAGAAAGAAUAAGGGCCUGGAAAGGAUGAACUCAGCCCCUAGUUCAAGAAAUUCCCCAAUGAAGGGUGGCUAUGACAAUGAAAACAGAGCAGCAUCAGAUGGGCAAGCGAGUCCUCAAAUAAUUGAGCUUGCAGAUGAACAAGUUUUCGAAAACUCCAAUGGUGGAUUUAUAAUAAUGCCAAGAUCUGUUUCUCUGCAAGAAGAGUACUGGAUGCCAGGUGGAAAAGGGGGCUCUAAGGUUGAGCUAAGGAAAGUCACCCCAAGCCCAGACCGGCUUGGAGCCCGUCGGUCUCCUGUUGGAAGCCCGGUACAGGUGCCCGGUCAUGUUUGGGUGAGGACCAAAGAAGGGAACAUGGAGCUAAGGCCCAUUGAGAGGCACCCUAGAGACCUACCAUCCCCUUCUGAUUCACAGAAAACUGACUCCUCUUCUGCGAUAUACAACAUGACUGCCAAUACCUUGUCUAGUAUUGCUAUGGUGCCCAAGUUUCCAGUCGAGGACAAGCUGCCUGCUGGUUUAUCCACAAGCAUGACCCAAACACAAAAUGACCAGAGCUCCUCCCAACCAGGGUCUCUUCAUGGUUCAUACAUGUCUCCAGAGGAAUACCAGGCCAACAUAUUUGAACUAAUUAACUCUCUCAACCAAUCAACAUCCAACCCAGCAUCUCCAGAGGUCAAAAGGUCACAGGAUUGUAAGGGGUCAAGGUCACCAUUGGAUAAACGUAUCCCUGUGGAAGAUGGACACCAAAAAUCAUUUCAUACUGAAAGGUUCAUAGUUCUUGGACAUAGUGAGGGACAAAAUGACUAUGAAAAAAGGGAGCAGCCGAUUUUCUCGGUGCGGGCACAUGUGUUCCAAAUCGACCCGGAGACAAAGAAAAACUGGCUCCCCUCCAGUAAGACCGCUGUCGCUGUGUCAUACUACUAUGAUAGUGCUAGAAAUACAUACCGUAUCAUCAGCGUGGAGGGAUCGAAGGCUAUCAUCAACAGCACUAUCACCCCAAACAUGGCGUUCACAAAGACGUCACAGAAGUUUGGUCAGUGGUCCGACCCCAGGGCUAACACUGUCUAUGGACUGGGCUUUGGUACAGAAGCAGACCUGAGCAAGUUUAUUGAAAAGUUCAAGGAAGUGAAGGAAAUGACACGGCAGCAAUUGAGUCACAGUACGUCACCACCGACUGUCAACGGCACCGACGACACGCCAUCAUCAUCAGCAACAACAACACCCCGGGAAACCCCAACCAAUAGGGGCUUCUUCCACACACGCAGUUCUAGUCUAACAUCUAUGAGGGAUAACAACCAACAGCCACCGCAGCCAUCUGAUCAGAAGGAGAACAUCAACCUUCGUGAGCGUCGUAACUCCUUCAACACGCCGGGAAGUAACGGCACAGCGUCACCGGAGAGUCAAGUCAAAUAUGAAAAUGAUAGGCUUAAGCUUGCACUGGCACAGAGUUCUUCAAAUGCAAAGAAGUGGGAGGUUGAGCUGCAGACAUUGAAGAACAACAACGCUAGGCUGACGGCGGCACUUCAGGAGUCUACGGCCAACGUGGAGGAGUGGAAGAAGCAGCUGGCGGGAUACAAGGACGAGACGGGCAGGCUGAAGAAACGGGUUUCGGAACUUGAAGGAAAGUCUGGUGACUCAGAAAGAGUAUCAGAUCUCGAGUCAGAGGUCACAGAACUGAAUGACACAGUACAGGCACUACAGCGGGAUAAUAGCUACAAGGAUCAGGAGGUGGACAGAUUACAACAGCGUCUCGCCGAAAUGCAGACGAGAGAAACAGCCAAUGGAAACUUGCAAAACAAACUUAAGGUUGGAUCUAUAUUUCGGUCAUCUUCCAAAUCGAAACUCAUCAAAGCACUAGAAGAAGAAAACCGUUCCUUGCACCAGAAAGUUCACGACCUUCAGCAGUUGUUACAAGACUAUAAAACGUCGCAGGAGAGCGAAAAAGAUGAACUUGUUCAAAUGCAGGAUCACUUGGGCAGCAAAAUCACAGAACUGUAUGAGUUUCAUGAACAAAUAGUGGCAACAUUAAGGAAGGAAUCAGAGAGCUAGGGGUGGAAGAUGGAAUAAGUUAUGUGCCAAUAUGGGAUUAUAGGAUUAACGGAGCAUUUCGAGCCAGUAUGUUGUUCUGUGGUUGCUGUUAGGAGCAAACUGGGCCCUUAUUCUAAUGAUAAGGAAAACUGCCCUGAUUCUAAAGGAGAAGAUACGAUUAAUUCUUGGGUUUGGGUUCAAAAGCGAUUGUAACGGAACUCUUGGCAUUUCUGAUGAUCAGGAAACAAGGUUUUAUUUUAAUGAAAAUGUAAAGGAAGUACGUAGAAUGUAUAGGGCUGAUUAUUUCUAGAUUGAAUUGAUGCAUAUUGUUAGAGGGGCUUUAUUUCUGUGAAUAUUAGUACAAGUUAAGGCUUUUGGUGUAUCAAUGUUAGGCUCGUGUAACAGAUGUGCGUUGGAGGGAUCGUGAAAAAUAAUGGCAUUGUUUUUCAUUAUGUAUGCCAAACAUGUGGUGAUAUUUCGCCAUCCUGUUGGUAGAUAUUUAUUGAAAUGAGCCUCCUAGUUGUUUGAAUAGAAUAUAGACAGCAUUAUGACAAGAUCACACAACGAUAUGAAAUAAUAUACUGUUUUAGCCUAACUUAUGCUAUGCAAAUUGCUCACAGUAUUGUUACCAGAAAAAAAUACAUGUACUGGUACAUCAUUUUGCCAGAAGGUAGACGGUGCUUAAUACAAGCAACAGUAUAAAAGGCAUUUUGCUUUUGUUCUUGCUACUGUUUCUAACUCACAUUUCGUUACUUUUAAUUUUCUAUGAUAUUAAUUUAAUGUCCUGCAUAUCUGCAUAAGCAUUGUUUCACUGUAGAAAUAUUGAUAUACAGACAAUUUGAUGUUUUUUUGUUCUUUUUUUGUACUUUGAGAAAUAUUUUGUUUAUAACUGUUCUUGUUUUAUCUGCAUUUAAGAUUUUAUAUAUUAAGUAUUCUUAUAAAGUUCUAGGUAUUGGUAAAAAUAUUUUUAACGAAUAAGAUUUUUAUUUAUUUUACACAAAAUCUUGGUGGUACGGUUUUAUUUUCUGACACAAGUCAAAACAUUCAUUGUGCCAUUUAUAAGUACAUUUUUAAGUACAUUUUAUGACUAGAAUUGUAUUACUUAUUAUUUGCCUGUUUAGUGAUUCUUCCUUUUUAACUUGUAUGUAUCAUUUCUUAUUACGUGCAUUUGCAUUCAGUACUUCUCAAGUAUUUCAUUUUCUAUAACUGUAAAUAUUAAACAAAAGAUCUGCAAUUUUUAAUAUUUUAUGGCCAUAUUUCAUUGUCAGUAAUUCUUAUGCAUUCUUAUGCAUAACAACAUCUUCUGGUAUAUUUAAUAUAUAUGAUAACAUGGCUGAAAUUUUAACUUAAGCUAUUAUACUGUGUCUCCUGCAGUAAUGUGAAAAAUUACUACUAAUUAUGAAAAUAUCAUUUUAGAACAUGAUUAUUCUUUAUACACACUAAUUAAUGUUAAUCAAGAUUAUAUUUAAGGAAUAGUCAACCGAUGUUUUUUUACCAGAAGAUAUUAAAGUCAUCGAAACCAUAAGUUAAUUGAGCACAAAAUUAAUCUAGAUCUGACUUGUUGAUAUUAACUACCAUGGUCAAUAGAACCAGUAUAAAGCAGGCCCUGACCAUUGUCAGAUACCCCGCUGCACCCCAAAUACCCUCCUCUUCAUCAUAUACUGUGAAUCAUUUCACAGUCUUGUUUCUUUUCUGCAAACUAAAUAGUGCAGAGAUUACGCUUAUAGAAAAAAUACUUUCAAAAUCAAAUAGUUCAUUCUCUAGCACUUCUGACAGUGAACUGCAUUGAAUAUUAUGACAUUGGGUUGAGUUGUACAAACAACAAAAAUUUGUCAAUUCUAUUUCCAACACAAUUAAGUUCAUCAUUUAUCCCAUGGUAUCUGUGUAGAGUUAACAGAAUGUGCCCUGUGGGUUCGACGGUGCCCCUGACAUACUUCCAUGUGAAGAAAUUCUUGCACUCUUACUAAUUAGUGAGAUCAUCAUGAGUUUGGGUGAAGACUGUCUAGAUCAAGCACAUACCACACAUAAUAUGUGACAUUGAUUUGCCAUUUCCGUCCAGUUUAUACAUACAGUUGAAUUAUUAUUAACAUGCAUACCAAUUGAUAUUUCAUGUUGUAGUUUUCUAUACUUGCCGUGUCGGUAUAUUAAUCAGAACUUUUACUCAACACAUUUAUUUUAUUCGAAGUAUUAGACUCAUUUUAGACAGGUAUUAUAGAUGGACUUUCAUUUCUACCUCUCUUAUAUUUCUUCCUUUUAAAAUAUUGCUGUAACUGAGCCUAUGUUGUGAAACGCCUAUUAUUAUCUGGCUAACUAAAUUAUUAUACAUACUGUACUAAGUGAUUUUGCUUGACAGUAACAUGUAUAUUUUAUCUUGAAAGAAGAAAGGUCACUAUGGGUACCUGUAUGUUAAUGUCAAAGCAAACAUAUUACAACGCUGUAUUUCUAAUUUUGAUUUUUUUUUACAAUUUUAGUGUAAUGAUCAUUUAUAGUAACAUUGACAUUGCAAAUAAUAGGCUGUUGUUGCAUGUCUGAAUAAAUACCAUUUACCGUCCAUGUUACCAGAACAUGCCAGUAUGUAUUUUAAACAAGAUAUUUUUCUGUUGACAAUUGGUGAUUGUAUUUAAAACAUCGAUUAUACAAUGCAUAAAAUAACCAGUUUAUAGCAAUGAUUUCAUAGCAUGCUUUCUAACUCGUAUACAUGUAUAAAUCAAUUCAUGAUCACUGUACUUACCUAGCACAUAAUUCUAUGUAGGUCACAUUUUGUCUUGUAGAAGAAACUUAAAAUCUUCCAAAAGCAAAUAAUCCUUGGGCUGUAUUCAAUAUUGUCCUUAUCCUUGUCCUUAGACACGCCUCAGUGAUUCCAAUCAGUCCAUUGGCCAGUUAUUCAACAGAACAGUCCAAUCAAAACACACAGAUACUUAUCUUAAAAUAAGGUGAACUCGAAGGUGGUUAUUAAAUACAGCCCAAGAUCCUUUGUUUUCGAGAUUUAUUCUACAUUUACAUUUAUACUCCCUUGGAGUAACUCUUGACUGCCAAUGGCAAUCCAUUUGGACAAAUAACUGUUCAAACAUGUCCAGUAAUAUGCCAUUUUUCUUCAAGAUAAUUAAUAAUUAUUUAUUUUAUAUGUGUUGUAUAUACAUGUAUGUGAUAACCACUUCACACAGAUACUUCUGUGCUCCGUAUCUAUACUUCAUUUUUAUAUCAAGAAAACAAUCUGUAAGACAUAAACCAUGCUUUUUCUAGAUUGUAUAUAGUGAUCAUUUUCGAUUAGCAAUACAUUUUGUACAUAGUAUUUGUACAUAAAUGUUAACAAUAGUAUUUAUCCAUUAAUUCAUCUUAUACAUAAUAUAUAAACUAUGCAAGAUAUUUAUAACACUGGUGACUAGCUUUGUUAGUCAGCAAAAAUAAAAAAAAUAAAAUGA